Lichtheimia ornata is the source of this 258-nucleotide messenger RNA. RefSeq lists its product as uncharacterized. The record is from RefSeq and is a predicted model, not a curated record. Bases 1 to 258 code for a protein of 85 amino acids. The transcript has 2 exons. Lineage: Eukaryota; Fungi; Mucoromycota; Mucoromycetes; Mucorales; Lichtheimiaceae.
AUGCUGCUGAGGCUCUUGUGGAUUGAUGGUGCUCACUGGCCAGUUGAUCGGGGUAGUCUACGUAUGUACGUGCUACUUGUUGCCGUAAAGGAAACUUUGGGUAUUCAACCGGUGGGUGCUGUCGUUCGCUUGGAACUCUGUCAGCUCUUCAAGAAGCGUGGUGUUCAAGAUGGCUGUGGAUCUGUGGAUAUGUGGAUCAGCAAAGAUGUGGAUCAGCAAAGAUGUGGAUCGGCAAAGGGUGGAUUAAUCAAGGAUUAA